GAUCGAAGCUCCCAACAGACCAGACGACGACACGACACGCUCGAUGGUGCGAGCUUCCCUAUAGAGAUCCCGCUAUUCCGAAACCUUUGAUCUCUACUCUUAAUUUUUUUCCCCUUGGCUUGUUCUAGCGCAUGUUAUAUCGCGUCGUUAAUUCGUAUCCUCUUUUCUGUCAUCCUUUGUCUGUUCCUGUGAUACCCUCCGUUGCCUGUUCGAACCCCAGCCGGCAAUCGCGUGACUCCGCCGACCGACUCGCGGAGUCUUUGGGCGUCCGCCUCAGUUUCUCGCUCCUUGGCCAGGCACCCACGCUUGCGGCCACAUUCCCUCGACCGCCUAUAAUUCGCACUUUGCUAUUUAUCGAAACCCCACAGCCUGCUGCUUCUUCGUCUUGAAAGCAGCGCUUACGACAUCUGACGCCGCCUCGCCGUCCACCACCGAUCGCAAGCCACUUCUCCAUACGAUUCACGAUGCCGCCCCCGGUCGAGAUCUCGAUUCCUUCAACGUCUACCCUGUACCAAGACUCGAAGCCAUAUACGAGCUAUAACAUCACACUCCGCCUCCCUCUGCGGUCCUUCGUUGUACAAAAACGGUACUCGGAGUUUGAGCAACUACACAGGACACUCGUCUCCCUCGUCGGCUCGCCCCCACCCGCCACCCUCCCCACAAAAUCGUGGUUCCGCUCUACGGUAUCGUCGCCAGAGCUGACGGAGCGACGGAGGGCGGAGCUGGAGCAAUACUUGCAGGCCAUCGCGGGCUCGCCGGAUCGGCAGUGGCGCGACACCCCCGCUUGGCGCCAGUUCCUCAACCUACCGGCGUCCACAGCUGGCUCGGCAGCGUCGGCCUCGGGCAUCCAUGCGGCGUCAGGCAGGGGACUGCAACACGCCGUCAGCAGCUCGCAGCCGGACCCUGCCGAGUGGAUCGAGAAGCACAGGCGCAUGAACGAUGCGCUGCGCGACGCAAGAUCGUGCCUCGCGCGCAGGGAUGCGGCGGCCGCCGAUGGCUCGUCGGGCGGCGGCGGGAACCGUGCAGUCGUGGAGGCGGCGGCGGCAGCCAGGAUGGCGCUCACACAAGCCAUAAAAAUCCUCGCGGCGCUGGAGGAGGAGCUCGGCUAUCUCAAAAAGGCCGGACGCCUGGGCGCGGGCGAGCUCCGACGCCGCGACGACAUGCUCAAGGAGGCGCGCGACGACCACAGGUGGUUGGUGGAGCUGUCGUCGAGUGUGUCGGGCCCCGGCGCGUCAUCCUCGGCCGCCGCCACCGCUGGCGGCCCCCCGGCAGCUACAGACCGAGCGGCAUUGGUCGGAGCUGGCGGAUCCAGAGCGGGGGCGGGGCGACCGAGCGGUCGAGUGCUGGGGGCUCCGCUCCAGGAGACCGAACGGACGCGGGAGCUCGACAACGCAGGGGUUGUGCAGCUGCAAAGGCAGCAGGUGGAGGAGCAGAACGAGGACAUGGAAGUGUUGUCGCGUAUCGUCAAGCGUCAAAAAGAGAUGAGCCUUGCCAUCUGGGACGAGGUCGAGACGCAGACACAGAUGCUGGACCAUCUCGGCGACGAUGUCGACAGGCUGGACGGCAAAAUCAAGGUCGCCAAGAACAGGACGAAGAAACUCGGUUCAUGACUACUUGGCGGGUGGCGUCUCUACUAUACAACGGAUGGGCCGGAGAAGGAGGCACCAGAGGGAUACACAACCUCAAGACUGGACUAUUCCCCAAGCCUGUUGCUUCACAGGACCGCCGGCAUAUUGGUGCGCGCCAUCAUCCUCGUCGCAGAAAUCGCUGUGGUCCUGACAUGGGUCUCCAGGAUGUCGCGGCGGGGCCUGAUGUGGUGUGUCGAUAUCUGGCUCCUGAUUUUACCAUCUCACGGCACAUGACUGAACCCGACGUAGUCUUGUGCGGCUGCCACAAAUGACCGACGGCUGUACCACACACACACACACACACACACACACAGCAUCAUAUAUUUACAGCGUUGUACCCUUGCAUUUUCAUGUUUCUACUCAAGUUGUAACAUUCCCACAUUCCUUAGCGAUUGGAAAGAAAGACGAUCUCACUCGGAUUUAUAUACUAGCCGGCUUGAGCGUUUAUAAUGUGAAGAAGGACAUGCCCUCACUGAGGGACAUGUAUUUUGUCAACCUGGUGUUGUCAGGGCCCAAUUCUCAGGCUACUGGACUCAAGAAGC
Gaeumannomyces tritici R3-111a-1 is the source of this 2170-nucleotide messenger RNA. Its product is annotated as V-SNARE. The transcript has a single exon. Gene Ontology annotation, cellular component: endomembrane system; SNARE complex. Gene Ontology annotation, biological process: vesicle fusion; intracellular protein transport. Gene Ontology annotation, molecular function: SNARE binding; SNAP receptor activity; phosphatidylinositol binding. Bases 465 to 1610 code for a protein of 381 amino acids. The record is from RefSeq and is a predicted model, not a curated record. Lineage: Eukaryota; Fungi; Ascomycota; Sordariomycetes; Magnaporthales; Magnaporthaceae.